Molecule: messenger RNA, 771 nt
Organism: Penicillium lagena
Lineage: Eukaryota; Fungi; Ascomycota; Eurotiomycetes; Eurotiales; Aspergillaceae
Exons: 1
Coding region: 1-771 (256 amino acids)
Source: RefSeq, a predicted model, not a curated record
AUGGCGCGUAUAUUCAUCACCGGCUCCAGCGACGGCAUCGGCCUAGCAGCAGCCAAAAUCCUCUCUGAGCAAGGCCACACCGUGAUCCUGCACGCGCGAAACCCAGACCGCGCAGCCAGCACGCGGAAAGCAGUUCCCAAAGCCUCUGCCGUACUAGUAGGCGACCUGCGCUCCAUCUCCGAGACCAAGAGUCUCGCCCAAGAAGCCAACGCGCACAAACCCUUCGACACAGUAAUCCACAACGCCGGUAUCGGCUUCGGCACCACCUCCAGUACGGAGAUAACAGCCGACAAAAUCUCCGCCGUGUUCGCCGUGAACACUUUAGCGCCCUACAUCCUCACCUGUCUAAUGGACCGCCCCACAUCCCGACUUCUGUACAUGAGCUCAGACAGCCAUUAUGGCGGCGAUGAGUCGCUGCGGAAUGUGACCCAGUCUCAUUCGUAUAGCGAUAGUAAAUUGCACGAUGUCAUGCUCGCUAAUGCGUUUGCGAGGCGCUGGGGUCAGCAGAUCCAGGUUGUUAGCAUGCAUCCCGGCUGGGUGAGGACCAAGAUGGGGGGCAUGAGUGCGCCGGGAGGGAUGGAUAAGCCGGCGAAGGCUUUGGCGGAGUGGGCUGUUGGGAGUGGACAGUUGGCUGGGUUGAAGAGUGGGACUUUUUUUACAACGGGGGGUGCCCAGUCGGCGCAUCCUGGUGCUGGGAAUGUUGCGAAGCAGGAGGAGUUGUUGAGGGUCUGCGGGGAGGUUUCGGGGGUUGAUGUUCCUGGUGGUCAGUAG